AUGAGUGAAACUGAAGCAUUUCAAGACUUUGUAACAACCUUGGAAUCAUUUAAAGAAUUAAAAUCCGGUAUUUCGGGUUCACGUAUUAAGAAAUUAACAACUUAUGCACUUGAUCAUAUCGAAGAAGGUGAAAAAUUGAUAUCCCUAAUUAUAAAUUAUUCAAAAACUUGUCAAGAUUCUCACAAAUUAGGUUCUUUAUAUAUUAUUGACUCGAUUGGUAGAGCCUAUCUAGAUGAAGCAAGAUCCAAAAGUGAAUCGAUCGAAUCAUCUUCUCCUUCUGGUACUUUUGGUCAUUCGCUUUACGUUUUAACUAAUGCAAUUGAAGAUUUAUUGGCCGAAGCAAUUGCUAAAAGUAAUAGUGAUCAUAAAGAUAAGAUACGUGUUCUUGUAGAUAUUUGGGAUAGAUCAGGAUUAUUCCCAAAGGAAAUAAUAAAUUCGAUUAGAAAUAAAUACAUUUCACCUGCAUCUGCAUCUGUAGCCGCAUCCGUAUCAUCAGAAGACAAUAAUUCAUCCAAAGAAUCUAUCGAUAAAACUCCUGAACCUCUACCAGAAGACCCACGGGAAAGAUGUAUUAAAAUUUUAGAAAAUAUAAAACCAUUGCCUUUUCUACCUAAAAUUGAAAUUUCAGAUAAAUUAUCUUCAGAAAAUAUCUCAGAUCAACAGUUCGCUUUAUUCCAGAUUUUAACAGGCUUACAACAAAAUAAAGAUUUCCUAAAACAGAACGUCAAAGUCGAUUCUAAAACAAUAUCCUCACCUUCACAACAGGAUCAAAGACAACUGUCUGAUCAACCUUCACAACAAUCUCAACAUGUUACUACUGAAUAUGGUAGCAGAAGAGAUCGCGAAAGAGAAAGAGAAAGAUACUCUUCAAAGAGAACAAGAUCAAGAUCGCCUCCAAGAAGAUCUCGCGAUCACAGUCAUAAUUACUCUCAUGAAUACAUGGGCAGUGGUUCAAAUUCAAGCACCCAAAGUAGUAACAUGGCUACAAAUAAUCAUCACUUAUACCCAGAUGAAGUUAACGUUCCAAGUAAUUCUCAUUAUAGACCAAAACCUGUCAGUUACGAUCCUAAUUUACCUCGUGAUACUGUUAAAGUGUUGAGUCGUACUUUAUUUAUUGGUGGUGUUCCAUUAAACAUGAAAGAAUGGGAUAUUGCAAGCAUAUUAAGACCUUAUGCAGAAGUUCAAAGCGUUAUUUUAAAUAAUGCCAGAAAACAUGCAUUUGUUAAAGUAUAUUCAAGACGUGAAGCAGAAUAUGCUUUAAUGAAUUUUAACAAGGAUGGUUCAUCUCCACUAAGAACACGUUGGGGUGUAGGUUUCGGUCCAAGAGACUGUUGUGAUUAUCAACAUGGUUUCAGUAUAAUUCCAAUGCAUAGAUUGACUGAUGCUGAUAAAAAAUGGUCAGUAAGCGCCCAGUGGGGUGGUACCAGUGGAGAGCCUCUAGUCCCAGGUAUUUGUUUUGAAGAACCAGAUAUCGUUGUUGGUGAAGGUGUCUCAUCAAAAGCCAUUUCACAAAAGAUGCCAACAGAUUCAAAUAGAAAUGGACCAAGAUCUGGUAAGGGCGAAAUGGUACCAACUCAAAACGUUCCACAAUACGGCGCUUACCCUCCAGAGCAAAGGUAUUCAGGUUAUCCACCACAACAAAACAUGGGAUAUAAUCAACCAAUGCCACAACAGGGUGUAGAUGAAUACCAACAACCUCCACCUCCUCUACCUCCUCAACAACAGCAACAGCAACCACAACAAUCAUUUGAUCCAACUGCUCAUUUGAACUCAUUAAUGAGCAUGUUGAACCAACAACAACGUUAA
This is a messenger RNA of Vanderwaltozyma polyspora DSM 70294, 1806 nucleotides long. RefSeq names its product Nrd1 complex RNA-binding subunit (gene NRD1). NCBI's taxonomy places the organism in Eukaryota, Fungi, Ascomycota, Saccharomycetes, Saccharomycetales, Saccharomycetaceae. Gene Ontology annotation, cellular component: nucleus. Gene Ontology annotation, molecular function: RNA binding. The record is from RefSeq and is a predicted model, not a curated record. The transcript has a single exon. Bases 1 to 1806 code for a protein of 601 amino acids.